CAAGCGCGAUCCUAGUUCCCGACCAGCACGACGAUGAUGCAUAUCAAGCCCAAGAACGAGCAUGACAUUUGGGAAGAGCACUACCCGCUCCUGCAGCCCAACAGCACCAACAACACGCUGCCGAUACACAACUUCUUCUCCCCAGAGGUCGUCAACGCGUACACGUACGGCGUGCAUGCGUUCGUCGUGACCCUGGUGACGCUCUCCAUCUUGUCGCUCACGGGACUCGUGUUGUGCCAGCUCUUCUCCCUCUCGAGUCUCUUCUGUGCCCUUUUCCGACUCUUGUGGCUCGUGUCCCCUGCGGUGGCAGCGCUGUCCCUUCGACACAUCGCCGGCACGCAUCUCAACUUCCGGUACAACGUCAUGGCAUUUCCCAUGUGGGAGAUCCCGCCGCUCGCCGACUUGUUCCGAUGCUACCCCAAGUCCUCCCUCGCCCGCGUGCUGUCCAUGAGCUUCUUCAUCCCACUUCUCUGUCAGGUCGCCGCGUACACCCUCGUCGCCGCCACGCGCAUGGUGAACCCCUUCAAUCGGCCGUUUGUCGAGCGCGCCGAGUCCGUCUUCAGCUUCGACAACCAGGACGCCAAGGACGGCGGGCUCGUGUUCUACGUGUUCUACCUCGUGGUCGCGGGCAUCGUGUGGGACCCCGUGCCGCCGCCGCGCUUCGACUUCGGCGUGGCGCUCAAUAGCCGGCCCAUCGGAUGCAGUUGGCUGCUGCUAAGCUUGUUCCAGGAAAUCGGGUGGAGCGGCGCCCUCUAUCCGGCGCUCGACAUCAUCUUUGGCCACAGCGCGUUCAUGGCGUCUGUGGUCACGGGCGUGAUCUGGGCCGUGUGGCACUGGCCGUUCAUCAUUGCCGAGAAGUACAAGAUCAUCCCGCCCGGCUCGGGGUACUCGGUCGUGGACGUCGAAGACUUUCAAGUGCUGAGCGUGCUGAGCAUCUUCACGAUCCUCCUCGUCGGCUCCCGCAUCAUCAUGUGUUGGAUCCAAGGCAAGUCGAGCUACGUGAUUUGGUCCAGCGUGCUCUACCACGCGUCCCACGGCUUGUUCAUCGUGAGCGUGUUCGGUCAGCUCACAGGCCCUUUGUAUGAGAAAGCGGACGACUACCCGUACUUUUCCAGCGAAGGCAGCAUCUGCCUCGUCGUCACGACGUGGUUCUCGACGUGCAUCCUCUCCCAACUCUUUCGCGGCAACUACUUUAAGCUGUUUGCGCGUUGGCGGAAGCAGCGCUACUGAUCCAUCUAUUAAUAGCAUAAUACAACUACUAGUAUGCAGUACUAGUAUGUACUAGUGCAGUGUCUAUCGUACUAGUAUGUGUCCUUGGU
Molecule: messenger RNA, 1319 nt
Organism: Aphanomyces astaci
Lineage: Eukaryota; Oomycota; Saprolegniomycetes; Saprolegniales; Verrucalvaceae
Exons: 5
Coding region: 34-1230 (398 amino acids)
Biological process (GO): CAAX-box protein processing
Cellular component (GO): membrane
Molecular function (GO): metalloendopeptidase activity
Source: RefSeq, a predicted model, not a curated record